GUUUCAUUCACGCUACCACCAAACACCCCCACGAACUCAAGAUCUAUGAGCAUCACAAGGAUAUCGAUAAUCUUAUGAUCAACAUGUCUUAGCUAUGCGCAAUGCUCGCAGGGAGCUGUAUCAACUUUGUGGUCCUAUUAUCCGUGAUCCGAAGCGAGGCCCUGAAACUGGAACGCUCAACGGGGGCGGAGGCUUACUCCUGUAGUCGCUACUCCUGCAUCCAUCUCCUCAAUGUUGGUAUUCUAGACCAACCACAUCGCCCCCAUCGUCACUUGUUACCAGAAAGAAACCUUGGGAAUGCGUUUCCAGCGACCAAAGACACGCUCAAGUUGCGCCCCAAUCUCACUCCAGAGACCGGGAAAAGAUACCUUCCUUGAGUGCAAGGACGACAAGUUAUUCUCGGACGGGCCAUGAUUUUGAUGCAUCGAGGUGUCCCGAAGUCCGGGCUUAGUUCGAGGAUGAUAGGUUAGAGUGGAGCAGGCCUUUGAUAAUUUCCAUUGUACUAUGUUCCUACAUGACAAUGAUGGUACACAAUACAAUUAUUCCCUUUCAGGACUGGUAUUUCAGGCUGUUCCCACUCACUAGGGAAGCGAACCUCUGAUGAACGGGGCAUGCUAUCAAGUUGUAUUAAAGCGAGAAAGUUUGGACGUAAAUUCAUCGAGGGGCAUUCAGCUCUCGGUGUUCUAAGUCUCGCUUGUAUGGUUCAUCCAUACUCAAAAGAACCCGAAUCCAGAAAUCAGAUUGCUUGAAAAGGAAGAAGAAACCGAGAACAUUGGACUGACAGUUAAGACCCGC
Hyaloscypha bicolor E is the source of this 795-nucleotide messenger RNA. RefSeq lists its product as uncharacterized. Bases 102 to 377 code for a protein of 91 amino acids. Lineage: Eukaryota; Fungi; Ascomycota; Leotiomycetes; Helotiales; Hyaloscyphaceae. The transcript has a single exon. The record is from RefSeq and is a predicted model, not a curated record.